Messenger RNA from Cynara cardunculus var. scolymus (artichoke), 4020 nucleotides. RefSeq names its product sister chromatid cohesion protein PDS5 homolog A. The record is from RefSeq and is a predicted model, not a curated record. The coding region runs from base 128 to 3643 and encodes 1171 amino acids. NCBI's taxonomy places the organism in Eukaryota, Viridiplantae, Streptophyta, Magnoliopsida, Asterales, Asteraceae. The transcript has 26 exons. Gene Ontology annotation, cellular component: nucleus; chromatin. Gene Ontology annotation, biological process: mitotic sister chromatid cohesion; DNA repair.
AAGGAACUAAUUCACGAUGUCGGCAAACAACUCGCUGCCAAACAGAAAUGUCCCCACAAAGAUUUCCUUGUAAAAUUGCUCCGAGAUCUGUCGACAAAGAGGAUUAUUGGUAGAGGGCGAGAGACUGAUGGCCUAUACAUAUUUGAACAUUGUACCUUCUUCAUUGACUUGUUCUAGCUUAUCGCUCUACUUGAAGUUCAUUGUCGAUCAGCAAGCUGCAAGUGCGUUGCCAAAGUUAAAAACACAAUCAGAUUUGCUAAAGCCUGCCAUCAAGCCCUUGAGUGAUUCUAUACUGAAACAUGGAUUGUUGCGGCAAAAUGACAAAGAUGUGAGGCUUUUGGUUGCCAUCUGUGUAUGUGAAAUACUUCGUAUCCUUGCCCCAAAUCCUGGUUUCCGUGAUGAAGACUUUAGGGAUAUAUUUCAACUCUUACUGGGUAUGUUUGCGGAGCUUGCUGAUACUAAAAGCCCAUAUUUCUCAAGGAGGGUAGAGCUAUUGGAGACUAUUGCAAAAUUCAAUUUUUGUGUGCUCAUGCUUGAUACAGGAUCUGAAAAUUUAGUUAUGAAGAUGUUCACUAUCUUUUUCAGUGUUAUAAGGAAAGAGCAUCCUUCAAAUGUAUUUGGAGCAAUGUCAUCGAUCAUGUCACUUGUUUUUGAGGAGAAAGGUUCUCAAGCACUUAUAGAAGUGAUUUUGCAAAAUCUUUUAAAGGAUGAAAAGGAUGCAUCUCCUGCUUCUUUUCUGCUUGCUGUUUCUGUUAUUCAAGGUUGCUGUCAGGCACUUCAGCCGUUUGUUUGUCGUUUUCUCAACUGUUGUAUCUUGGACAGAAACAGUGUAAAUAGUGAGCUCAAAGAAUCAUAUCAUGCUAUUAUAUUUGAAAUCUUCCAGUGCGCUCCACAAAUGCUUAUUGCUGUUAUACCAAACUUAACUCAGGAACUAUUGACUGAUCAGGUUGAUGUACGGAUAACAGCUAUCAAGUUUGUUGGAAGACUUUUUUCAAUUCCUGGACGUCAUGUUGCCCAAGAGUACCAUCAUCUCUUCAUAGAGUUUCUAAAUAGAUUCUCUGACAAGUCUGCUGAAGUUAGACUUAAUGCUGUAUUAUGUGCUAAACCUUUUUGCUUGACCAAUCCACCAGGGGAGCAAUCUGUUGCACUUCUGACUGCCCUUGAAGGCCGCCUUUUAGACUUCGAUGAUAAAGUGAGGACACAAGCAGUAGCAGUAGUGUGUGAUCUUGCCAAGUCUAAUCUCAGACCUGUACCUCCUGAAAUGAUAGCUCAAGCUGCUAAAAGAUUACGUGAUAAGAAGGUAUCUGUUAGAAAGAAAGCUUUGAAAAUGCUACUAGAUGUGUAUCAUGAUUAUUGUAUUAAGUGCUCUGAAGGCAUCAGCAAAUUGAGCAUUGACUUUGAACAAAUACCUUGUGGUAUUCUGAUGCUUUGCUAUCACAAAGACACGGAGUUUGGGCCACAGAACAUAGAGCAUGUGCUUGAAGAGGAUUUAUUUCCCAUUUCACUUUCAGUUGAGGAGAGGACUAGGCACUGGCUUUUCUUGUUUUCACAUUUGGUAUCAGCUCACCAGAAUGGAAUUUUCAGCUCUGCUCAUGAGAGGGCAUUGACUGCUGUUUUGUCUAAAAAAAAACGGUUGCAAAUUGAGAUGCAGAGUUACCUGGAGUUCCGGACACAUGAAAAGAAUAUCUCUGGGAGAGGGGAAGAAAGAGUCAAAAAGUUAUUUGCAAAAAUGUCGACAUGCUUUCCUACAACUAUUAAUGCAGAAGAGUGCUUUCAUAAGUUACAUGUGGUUAAAGAUGUUGACCUUUUUAACAUCUUGAAGGAGAUUUUGGUUGAAGUGAAGUUUGAAAGUUCCCAGAUCAUCAAAGAUAAUUUUCUCAGGAAGAUCAAGGACAUGCAUUCUAUUUUUGAGUUUCUGCAGUCACUCGUGACACAAUGUUCAUUUAAUAUCUUUAGUGCUGAUCACGUGAGCUGUAUACUAUAUCAUCUUUCUAAAGGCAACUUUCGAGAGGCAAAUUUAAAGAAUGCUUGUGUGACGCUUCUUAUGAUUAUUGUUGAUGCUUUCCCGUUACUUCUGAGAGGUUCAGAAGAGCAAUUCUGCAUUCUGUUGUUAGAAGAAAAAUCUCUAUUCUGUAAUGAGCUGCUUCAAAUAUUGGUUAAAGCUGGACGGCAUAUUUCUCUCAACCUCAGUGUUAUCUACCCUUUCUUAGAGGGGAUCUGCCUGAAUGGAACUCGUGCUCAGGCCAAGCUUGCUAUUUCUGCAAUCAGUGAAUUAAUAGUUUCUUCUGAGCAGUUCAGUUUCUCAAAACUGUCUAAGACACUUGUGGAUGCUCUCGAAAGUGGCCAGCAUACUCCUACUGUUUUGCAGUCUUUGGGGUGCAUGGCUCAGCAUUCUGUUUCUGCAUUUGAAUCCCAUGCUGAAGAGAUCACUCGAUAUAUUGUUGAAAAUAUAUUUCUAGUAAAAGAGGGUGUAAUGUUAGAUGAUCUAGUUUCAUCCCAUGAUACAUCUGAAGGAAGUACCUGCAAAUUAAAGAUUUUUGGGCUUAAAGCACUCGUCAAAAGCUUUUUGCCACAUCAAUGUGCUGAUGUUACUCGUCAAAUUGAUGAAGUACUUGGCAUUAUAUCACAGAUGCUUCAAAGGACCAAGGUUUCUAAAGGCACACUCUCUCGUGAAACUGACUUGGAGCAUCUAAGAUUCGCUGCUGCUACAUCUGUUCUUCGGCUUUCACAAAUGUGGGAUCCACAUAUUUCACCACAUAUUUACCGCCUCACAGUCUUGACAGCCAAGGAUCAUUCUUCUAUGGUGCGGCAAUUGUUCCUCGAGAAAACGUUCAAGCUUUUGAAGAAUAAUGUCAUUCAUUGUAAAUAUUUGUGUGCUUUUGCAUUGGCUGCUUCUGAUUCUUCAGGAGAUUUACAAAAUGAUGACUCGCUAAACUAUAUGUCAGAAAUUAUAAGGAUUCAUCACAGACAAGCUAAAGUGCCCCGAACAUCAGCAGUGAAGCGAGAUGCAGCUGAUGAUCCAGUGUGCACAGUGAUAUUUUUAAUUCACAUUCUUGCUCAUGAUACUGAAUUUCCCUCCCAAGAUUCUGAAUAUGAAGAGAAAUCUGGUUCUUUUUUCAGCCCACUUGUUUUUACCUUGCAGGCACUACUCAACCCUUGUUAUGUAGAUGGUGAUAUGAAUCGAAUCUGUACAGUUGUUUCUAAGUUGUAUAAUAUAUUUAAAGCCAUCAAGAGGACUGAAGAUGCACUUGAUGUUCAGAAAACCUCUAGACUGCAUGUUUUAGCUAACUUCGGAGCCAAGUAUUUGGUUGAAACAAAAAUGAGUGGAACGAUGGUGCCACAAACAACAACCAGUGUCUUACUGCCUUCAUUGCUAUACAGAAAAAGUGAUGCCGAGCGAAAACAGUUUGCUAGAGAUUGUGCUAAGGGUGGCCGGGAAAGUGUAGAGGAUCCUUCAGCUCUUGACGGUCAAUUACACAAAAGAAGCAAGAGUCUAAAUGCACAUAAAAGAAAGCUGCAUGAAACUGAAGAGCAGAUCAUAUCUGGUGAAAGAGAGAAUCAGGACUUUGCUUCUCCAGAAUCAGUUACUUUUCACAAAAAACCUUCAUUUUCUCAGAUGGAGGAUUCUUUGUGUGGUGACUAAUGAUGAAUUGUGGCAGUAGUAUAGGACCUCCCAAUACCAGGCUUUGAGAGAAUCACCACAUAAAGGUUUACGGAAUGAGACCGGAGAAAAGUCUUGCUAUGCCAACUUGAUUUUGUUUGUUGCUUGUUACUUAUCCUCUUUUACAACCACCGGCACCACUUCGUUUAUCUUCUAGCUUGGUAUACAACUAUCUAUCUAUCUAUCUAUCUAUCUAUGUAUUUGAAAAGAUGUAUUAUAUAUUUAUGAAGUUUUGGAGUUGACUCAAGAUGAUGAUUUGAUUUUACAUGCUAUGUCCAUAUUUUCUAUUUUUGCUUAUUGGAGAAUAAUGUACAAAACCUCAAGCACCUUGCUAUUUGAUAUGCACAUUUUGAUUCUAA